Molecule: messenger RNA, 4005 nt
Organism: Ctenopharyngodon idella (grass carp)
Lineage: Eukaryota; Metazoa; Chordata; Actinopteri; Cypriniformes; Xenocyprididae
Gene: rbm26
Product: RNA binding motif protein 26
Exons: 24
Coding region: 244-3324 (1026 amino acids)
Biological process (GO): mRNA processing
Cellular component (GO): nucleus
Molecular function (GO): RNA binding; metal ion binding
Source: RefSeq, a predicted model, not a curated record
GAGAUCUACCCGCGAGAGUAAACAGUCGCCAUUUCUCGAAAGUAAGAAAGAGCUGAAAGUGUGGCGGACAGUUCGUUCACAUCGGCAGAGAAACCAACCUCAACCAACUCUUAAAUUAAAGACCGCAUCUAAGCUCUCAGUUACCGGCUGUCUUCCCUCACUGGUGUACAAUUAUAUGUGAUAUUCCAGCCGGAGUUUAUGAGGGCGGGGCACAGCUGCAGAAAAACAGCCCUCCCCUGAAAAAUGAUCAUUGAAAACCUCGAUGCCUUGAAGACAUGGCUCUCAAAGACUCUUGAACCCAUAUGUGAUGCUGACCCUUCUGCUCUUGCGAAAUAUGUGGUUGCCUUGGUGAAGAAAGACAAAUCCGAGAAGGAGUUGAAAGCACUAUGCAUUGACCAGUUGGAUGUAUUCCUCCAGAAAGAGACACAGACAUUUGUGGAUAAACUUUUUGAAGCUGUGAAUGCAAAGAGUUACCUACCUCAACCAGAGCAGCUAACUUCCACAAGCAGAACUGAAUCUCACCAGCGCACAGAGAAAGAUGAAUCAAAGAGAGAAGAGCAGCCCAGCCGAGAUGAAGAUCGAGACAAGAAAUUCUCCCGGAGAAUAAACCACAGUCCUCCGUCUAGCUCCAGAUACAGCCGAGACAGCAGGAGAAUAGAUGAUCGCAAGAAAGAUGACCGCUCCAGGAAACGAGAGUAUGACCGUAACCCACCCAGAAGGGACUCGUACAGAGAACGCUACAACCGCAGAAGAGAACGCAGCCGCACUUACAGUCGAAGUCGGAGUCGCAGCUGGAGUAAGGACCGCACUCGUGACCGAGACAGAGAUAGAGAUCGCGACAGAGACCGGGACCGCAGCAGAUCGCGAACUCGCUCACGAAGUCGCACUAGGAGCAGAAGCAGAGAGCGAGAUUCUGUAAAGUCAAAAUACGACCACAGCCGCCCAGAACGUCAGGAGGGCCCGACCACAGAUGGCUACACCGCCACACCUCUCACCCCCGGGAGCUCCUCUGCUCAUUUCCCAGUGCCCACCCUCAGUAGCACCAUCACUGUCAUCGCCCCCACCCACCAUGGGAACAACACCACUGAGAGCUGGUCAGAAUUCCCACAGGACCACACGCCCUUCGGCAGAGGAGGCCCACCAAGGAAACGCUGUCGUGACUAUGAUGAGAAAGGCUUCUGUAUGCGAGGAGACAUGUGUCCUUUCGAUCAUGGAAGUGAUCCAGUGGUGGUCGAGGAUGUCAAUCUUCCGAGCAUACUACCUUUCCAGCCACCGCCUCUUCCUGGAGUGGAUGGCCCACCACCACCGGGUCUGCCUCCCCCUCACUCACUGCUGACUCCACCAGUGAACCUCAGGCCACCUGUGCCCCCACCGGGCACCAUGCCUCCCAGCCUACCACCUGUAGCAGGUCCUCCUCCUCCUCUUCCUGCCCUGCAGCCCUCUGGUAUGGACGCCCCUCCAAACUCCAUGACCAGCUCUGUGCCGACUAUAGUCACGUCAGGGAUUCGGCCUCCAAUCACCCAGCCUCCACCACCCCUGUUCACUUCGGACUCAUUUGAGCCAGACGUGUAUAAUCCUGAAGCCCCAAGUAUGACCUCGCGGCCCAUGUACAGACACAGAGUCAACGCUCAGCGGCCCAAUCUGAUUGGUCUGACCAUGGGUGAGGUGGAUAUGCCCCACAGAGAGAAAAUGUCGAACAGCAACAGCGCUCGGAUAGUUUUAGAAUCAGACUCCAGGAAGAGAGGAGCAGCACUGCAUGAUGGAGCGAUUCCUGCUAAGAAACCCUGGUUUGACAAACCAAACUUCAACAAACCCAACCACCACGGCUUUCACAGAAAAGUGCCCUACUCUUUAAUAAACACCAAACUGGCCAUCCGUCAGAUUCCUCCUGAACUCAACAACAUCAGCAAACUAAACGAGCACUUCAGCAAGUUUGGCACAAUCGUCAAUCUCCAGGUGGCGUAUAAUAAUGACCCAGAGGGGGCACUGAUUCAAUUUGCCUCCCCUGAAGAAGCCAAGCGGGCCAUGCAGAGCACAGAGGCGGUACUCAACAACCGAUUCAUCAAAGUACACUGGCACAGAGAGGACACAGUGGAACACAUGCACACCACGCCACAUCCGAGCGUUCAGUCUGCCCAGGAGCCUGCAGUUACCACACUGAAACAGUCAGUGAAAGACCGGCUUGGACCCCUGCCCACAGCCCACCAUGAACCCUCACAGGACCCCAGCUUCACUCCACAGAACACAACCAAGGCUUCAGUGAAGGAGCGUCUGGGCUUCUCUAAACCAGCUGGCUUUGGAGGAAAGGUCUUUUCUACAUCUACUGGCCUGACUAAGACUGUUUAUAACCCAGCUGCACUGAAAGCUGGCCAGAAGGGGGUGCCAUUUGGGACAAGUGUCAGCACAGAAGAUGCCCUGAAAAGGAAACAGGAGGCGCUGAAGCUUCAGCAGGAUGUUAGGAAAAAGAAACAGGAGAUUUUGGAGAAGCACAUUCAGACUCAGAAGCUGCUGAUAUCUAAGCUGGAGAAGAACAAGUCCAUGAAGGUGGAGGAUAAAGCUCUGAUCAUGCAAACCCUCACCACCCUCACCAACAGCAUCACCAAACUCCAGGAGGAGAUAAAAGGACUGUCCAGUUCAAAUGCUCUGAGGACCACACUCAAGAGCAAAGCCCAGGCUCAGAAGGAGCUCCUGGACACAGAGUUGGACCUUUAUAAGAAAAUGCAGGCAGGAGAGGACACUGCUGAACUCAAGAUCAAAUACACUCAAAUGCAGUUAGAGGCUGCCAAAAGGGGGCUUUUGACCCCAGGACGUGGGAGGGGGGCCCACUCCAGGGGUCGGGGGGCCAUGAGGAGCCGUGGCCGAGGGAUCCGAGGGCGCGGGAGAGGAGUUCCAACUCACUCUGUGGUGGAUCAUCGACCCACAGCUUUAGAGAUCAGCGGUUUCACUGAGGCAGAUCGAGUCGACCUGCUGCCGCACUUUGCAAAAUUUGGGGAGAUUGAAGAUUGCCAGAUGGAGGAUUCUAGUCUUAGUGCCAUCAUUACGUACAAAAGCCGAGCAGAGGCUGAGCAGGCGGCCAUCCAUGGCAUUCGGUUAAAUAAUCAGGAGCUGCGUUUGGCCUGGCACAAGCCCACGACUUCCCUCAACACAACAGACCUGGAUGAGGCUGAACCUGAGGAUGAGGAGCUAAUUUCAAGAUCAAAGACCGCAAUAGGAGAGAGAGCGGCAUCAGCACUGUUCCCAGAGGAUUCGCUCGUGGACGAUUCCCUGCUGCAGGACGAUGACGAAGAGGAAGACGAUAACGAGUCGCGCUCAUGGCGCAGAUGAAGAUGAAGUCUUCUGUCCAGUCCUGCUGCACUGCACCACUCUUUUGAGUUAUGUGUUUUUGAAAUGGUUGUUUUUAAAAAUUUAAUUUACAUUUCAUUGGCUUUUUUAUUUUACUUAUUAAACCUGAGCAGAUUGUCUGUCAAAAGGCUGUGAAUUUGAAUAACUGAGUUGUGAAAUGACAUGAUAAUUUGUUUUCUCACCCUCAUCGAUUGUUUUGUAUCGUGUCGAAACAUUGACUAACUUUUGGUUUUAUUUUUGCUUUUUUAUGGUCAAUAUGUUGACCCAAAUUUCUUUUGAACAGUUCUGAAAAUGUUACAGUUUGAAACUAAUAUGGAGAAUGUUUCAAUUUCAAAGACAACAGUAGAGCAUUUUUGAAGCAUUGUUAUAAAACAUGUUGUACGCUUUCCUUAGUAUAAUCAGCCUGAUGAGGAUGUAGCUUUUGUGUACAUAUUUUAUGUAUGAAUUUUAAUGGUUUGUAUGAAUUCUUUGCUUCUGAAUUCAUCACCUGGGUUUAAUUUUGAAAUGUAAAAAAAUAAAGAAGUGAAAUGGUCUAGAAAAAAUAUCAGCUGUUAAAAAAAGAAAGAAAAAAUAUUGAGAGCUCUGCUGCAAAAGCAGUAAAGCAAAAAAAAAAAAAAAAUCUGAACAGCUAAAUAAAGACCAUUUCAACCCCCCACCCCCCAA